Molecule: messenger RNA, 924 nt
Organism: Haemorhous mexicanus (house finch)
Lineage: Eukaryota; Metazoa; Chordata; Aves; Passeriformes; Fringillidae
Product: mas-related G-protein coupled receptor member H-like
Exons: 1
Coding region: 1-924 (307 amino acids)
Biological process (GO): G protein-coupled receptor signaling pathway
Cellular component (GO): membrane
Molecular function (GO): G protein-coupled receptor activity
Source: RefSeq, a predicted model, not a curated record
AUGGAGGUGACCACCGUGUCCCCACCUGCCACCUCACCCACUGAAGGAGACGAUCUGUGUAACACAGAUGUUACCACCAUGGUCACACACAGUGUGACACUGCUCAUCUGCCUCUGUGGGCUGGCUGGGAACGGGGCUGUGCUCUGCCUCCUUAGCCUGAAAAAAAGCGGGAACGCUGGCAUCUUUGACCUGGCUGUCAUGGACUUCCUCAUUCUCCUCUUUGCAGUCCCCUCUGCCCUCCUUAUCCUGGUGGAGGAUGUGUCCUGCUCUCUUAUCAUGCCCUUGAUGUACAUGAACUUCCUUUUCCAGCUGUCCGUGGUCUCCCACUACUGGGCCCUGCUCUGGCUGAUGCGCAGCAACAAGAUACUGUUUAUGCGUGAGAUCUGGAACCUCUGUUGCCGCUGCGACCUCCCUGAGCACCUGUGGUGGGUGCUGGACAGUGCCCAAUACUGGGCCUUCUUUGCUCUCUUCACUGUCAUUCCCUCAGUGACAUUCCUGUGCCCAUCACACGAGCAGGAGCACUGCCGGGCUGCUUUCAUUUCCAUGUACACCCUCAUCCUGCUCUUCUUGGCUGCACCCCUGCUCAUUUCCAGCACAAUCGAUUUAAUUAAUGCCAAGCCCGGCUCCCAGCAGCAGCAACCCAAGAGGCGUGACAUCGUUCUCUUCAUCAUUUUGCUCCUCACUCUCCUUCUCAGCCUCUGGAAUUUCCUGCAGCAGCUCAGUUACAUCACUGUGUCCUCACAGGUUGUUUUCCUGCUCACCUGCAUCCACAGCACCAUCAAACCCUUCAUCUACUUCUUGGUGGGGAGGUGCAGGAGGCCCUGCUCCAUGUGGUCCCUCCGGCUCUCCCUCCAGAGGAUUUUUGAAGAGCCCAAAGAAAACAAUGCCGACAGUGGUGAUCCUGCCAUGGACAUGGGGGUCUGA